This is a messenger RNA of Periconia digitata, 405 nucleotides long. The record is from the annotation of a GenBank genome assembly. Lineage: Eukaryota; Fungi; Ascomycota; Dothideomycetes; Pleosporales; Periconiaceae.
ACCUAGACUCCUUAAGGACAUAAAUAAGCAUGCGCAGCAGGUCGACACCUCACCGGACAUCAACUCUUCAUUCCCCUGCCUCUCACAGCCUUGGCCGGAUAAUCUAGCAUUAUACGAGAAAUCGAUAACACUCAUGUCUCUUCUUAAUUUUCGUAAACAGGUACCUACGCCAGCAUGUCUUCGAAAAAGACAAAAUUCAGACGAGAAAGAAAUAGGAACGGAAGAUAUUGGGAGUUGAUUGAAUCCCAGUGUGCCCAAGAGGGAAAAAAGUACAAGGGAAGGAGGAAGGAGAAAGCGAAAUUGAUGUUUUCAAACAAAUCCCGACCAAACUCAGCCCCCCACCCACUUCCCUUUCGCUCGCUCGUUUCGAAACACCACACUACCCACACACAAACAUACCCAUAA